AUGCGAUCAAAUGAUCUACUGCACGUGCGAUGAUGCACCUCAGUCCUUUUCUCGCGCUCCACCCCUGACAGUGGGCGCCUGCUCGCUGUCUUUCUCCUCCAUUCCUCUCUUCCUCUCCCUCCCCAAAUCUCACUUUGCACUACUCCUCUGGCUUUUUGUUUUUUGUCUCUGGAGACUCAGCAGCUACAGAAAACCUGAUUUGAAGGAUUGGCAACGGAGAGGAACUCGACGUAUAACUAACAACCAUGGCUCAAACAGAGCGUACAUUCAUGGCUGCAAUUGGCGACGAGGACUCCAUCACAGGCCUCCUCCUCGCCGGUAUCGGCCACAUCGAUUCGCAUCAAAAGAAGAACUUCUUGGUCGUUGACGCCAAGACACCAUUGGCGGCAGUUGAGGAUGCCUUCCGUGAGUUCACAAAGCGCAAGGAUAUCGCCAUUAUUUUGAUCAACCAGCACAUUGCUGAAGAAAUCCGUCCAUUGAUCGAUGAGCACGACCAGGCUUUCCCUACGAUCCUCGAGAUCCCUUCCAAGGAUCACCCCUAUGAUCCUGAGAAGGACAGCGUGCUGAAGCGUGUCAGGAGAUUGUUUGGCGAGUAGAUCAUGUACCCACCAUAUAUUUUUUUCGAUGCAUUCAGGAUCAGGCGACAAUAAAGAACAAAACUAAAACGUAAUCUAUUCAAUGGUACGG
Molecule: messenger RNA, 687 nt
Organism: Gamsiella multidivaricata
Lineage: Eukaryota; Fungi; Mortierellomycota; Mortierellomycetes; Mortierellales; Mortierellaceae
Product: F subunit of V-type ATPase
Exons: 4
Coding region: 246-596 (116 amino acids)
Biological process (GO): proton transmembrane transport
Cellular component (GO): fungal-type vacuole membrane; proton-transporting V-type ATPase, V1 domain
Molecular function (GO): proton-transporting ATPase activity, rotational mechanism
Source: RefSeq, a predicted model, not a curated record